UGGCGCGUUCCACCUCGCCCGUGGAUGUGUCCCGGCUUCCAUUGGUCGCGCGCGCAGGCUCCGAAGGGGCGGCUCCGGGUGCUGCGGGGCGCGCAGCGGCUAAUGCCAGUUCCACCGCAGCAGCCGAAGGCACAGCCCGUGCAGUGGGCGCGGCCCGCCCGCCCAGCACUGCGGGAGCUCCCGCGCGUUCCCCGGCGCGGGCCCCUGCACGUGCUGCCUCGCGGCAGGAGACCGCUGGCUUGCCGCCGACGAAGCAGGCCGCGGCAAAGCAACAGCCCGCUACAAGGUCACGGCUCGUCGUGGAGCCGCUCGAUACCUGGCUCGACAGCCCGGUGACCUUGCGCACGACGUCGGAGUUGUCGAGCACGCCGCCCGAGCAGGCGUCGGCGCAGCGUACUGAAGCUGCUGCGCUGUGGAAAGCCCUCAACGCCCAGCCGCAAGAGCUGGCCCAGGACGGCGAACGCCUGAAGACGCUGGAGGGUGAAAUGAACACCCUGCGCGGGCAGGCCAGCCGUGAUCGCGCGGCGGCGGCGCAGUUGCAGCAGCAACUGGAGCAGGCAGAGCAGGAGCGGUUCCCAGCCAUCGUGGUCUACGUUCUGGGUGGCCUGUUGCUGCUGGCGCUGUUGAUCGUGGUCUGGACCUGGACCCGCCUUCGCAGCGCCUCGGAAAAAGCCGUGCAGGCCUGGCGCGACUCUGUCGCCUUGGGCAACCGCCAAGCUGCUGCGGCGCAUGAAGCUGCGUUGGGGCUGACCCCCCAUCCGGGUGACAACUGGGAGGCGGCGGAGACGCUACCCACGCCUCCAGGCAUGGCGCCGU
This is a messenger RNA of Ostertagia ostertagi, 816 nucleotides long. NCBI's taxonomy places the organism in Eukaryota, Metazoa, Nematoda, Chromadorea, Rhabditida, Trichostrongylidae. The record is from the annotation of a GenBank genome assembly.